AUGCCAGCCGCUAGUGACGCGGAAACGAUCCGCAUUCUUGUCUCGACCGAUAACCAUGUCGGGUACAAUGAACGAGACCCCAUCCGGGGGGACGAUAGCUGGAAGAGCUUCCAUGAGGUGAUGUGUCUAGCGAAGGAGCAAGACGUCGACAUGGUUCUCCUGGCCGGCGACCUCUUCCAUGAAAACAAACCGUCGCGGAAAUCCAUGUACCAGGUCAUGCGAUCGAUACGCAUGAACUGUCUUGGAGACAAACCGUGUGAGCUGGAAAUGCUCAGCGACGCCAGUGAGAACUUCCAGGGCGCCUUCAACCAUGUCAACUACGAGGACCUCGAUAUCAACGUGGCAAUUCCCAUCUUCUCUAUACAUGGGAACCACGACGACCCAUCGGGCGAAGGUCAUCUGGCUGCGUUGGAUUUACUCCAGGUGUCCGGACUGAUCAACUACUACGGCCGUACGCCAGAGUCCGACAACAUCCAGGUCAAGCCGGUCUUACUGCAGAAGGGUCGGACCAAGCUAGCUCUGUACGGGAUGAGCAACGUGCGCGAUGAGCGGCUCUUUCGCACAUUCCGCGACGGCAAAGUGAAAUUCUACCAGCCAUCGAUCCAAAAGAACGAUUGGUUCAAUUUGAUGUCUGUCCAUCAGAAUCAUCACGCCUAUACAGAGACGGGAUAUCUCCCGGAGAACUUCCUCCCCGAGUUCCUCGAUCUGGUCAUCUGGGGUCACGAGCAUGAAUGCUUGAUCAACCCCAAGCUCAACCCGGAGACCAAAUUCCACGUCAUGCAGCCGGGCUCCUCUGUAGCGACAUCCUUAGUGCCAGGAGAAGCCGUGGCGAAACACGUAGCGAUUUUGAGCAUCACCGGCCGCGAGUUCAAAUGCGAACCCAUCCGGCUGAAAUCCGUGCGUCCAUUCGUCAUGAAAGAGAUCGUCCUGUCCGAAGAGAAAGGCGCGCAGAAGCUCGCCCGAAAAGAGAACAACAGGACAGAGGUGACCCGGUUUCUCAUGGCCAUUGUGGAGGAGCUCAUAGAACAAGCAAAGGCCGAAUGGCUAGAGAUGCAAGAUGACACAGCGGAGGACGAGGAACUGGAGGUGCCACUUCCUCUUGUGCGACUGCGCGUGGAAAUCUCCACGCCAGAGGGCGGCAGCUAUGACUGCGAGAACCCCCAGCGCUUCUCGAAUCGCUUCGUCGGAAAGGUAGCGAAUGUGAACGACGUCGUGCAGUUCUACCGCAAAAAGAAAAGCGCCACCACCCGCAAGAAAGAUGACGAUGUCGACGAAUCUGCAAUGUCGCACCUAUCUACCCUGGACACUGUCAAAGUGGAACAACUGGUCCGGGAGUUUCUCGCCGCACAAUCUCUCACGAUUCUCCCGCAGAAUUCGUUCGGCGACGCCGUGGCCCAGUUCAUCGACAAGGACGACAAGCACGCGAUGGAGAUGUUUGUCAACGAGUCGCUUGAGAGCCAGAUCAAGCACCUGAUGGACCUGGAUCGCGACAGCGACGACGCGGACGAGGAGGAAGCGGCCCAAAGCUCGCUCCAGCAGGCCAUGGAGAAAUACCGCGGGCAGAUGGAAGACAUGUUUUCGCGCGGGGUCAAGAGACGGGCCCGCGGCAAGAAGCGCUUCAAGCCGAAACCAGAUGGCUGGGACAGUGAAUUCGAUGGGCCUUGGGAGGAUCAGCCCGGGGCACUUAUCCACUCGGACAAUGAAGGCGGUGAUCCUGUCGAGGAGGAAGCGGCCGAGGACGGUACUGAAGCAGCCAGAGGGACAUCCACAAGGGGUCGAGGACGGGGCCGUGGCCGAGGUGGAAGAGCUGCCGCUUCUACUAGCACCCGCACAACUACCACAGCGAAGACGACGGCCACGAAGAAAACCGCGCCAGCGAGGGCAACCAAGGGCCGUAGCCGCCGGACGGUAUCGGACGAUGAGGACGAGAACGAUGUUAUCAUGCUUGACGACUCAGAUGACGACGUCGGAGCGAACCAGGGUCUGUCUGACAUUGACGAGGACGAUGAUGAUUCCCAAGCUCUUUUUGUGAAGCAACCUACUACGCGGACUCGGAAGGCCGCCCACUCAACAGCGAGCAGCAGGCGUCGAUCAGGGCGGAGCGCAGUCUCGCCGGCGCCUUCGUCCAAUACGGUAGGAGGCACGGCUCCGCGUAGAUCGACUGCAACGGCGCGGGCGAGACAGACCCAAACCACGCUCAACUUUACCGGAUCUCAAGCAAGCGCGCGAGGCAGUGCCGCAAGCUCUGCCAAACGACCUAGUCGCACCACCCGAAGCACUAGUGUUCUCAGCGAGGACGUCGAUGACGAUAGCGAUGCGUUUGAGGCCAUGCCGAGCUCGAGGAGGUAG
Messenger RNA from Aspergillus terreus NIH2624, 2349 nucleotides. Its product is annotated as MRX complex nuclease subunit. The transcript has 2 exons. Gene Ontology annotation, molecular function: 3'-5'-DNA exonuclease activity; DNA endonuclease activity; manganese ion binding. The coding region runs from base 1 to 2349 and encodes 782 amino acids. The record is from RefSeq and is a predicted model, not a curated record. Gene Ontology annotation, cellular component: Mre11 complex; nucleus. Lineage: Eukaryota; Fungi; Ascomycota; Eurotiomycetes; Eurotiales; Aspergillaceae. Gene Ontology annotation, biological process: telomere maintenance; mitotic intra-S DNA damage checkpoint signaling; mitochondrial double-strand break repair via homologous recombination.